AUGCUUAUUGGAAUCCCCAUUGUUUUGUAUAUUGGCUUUUUUGCUUUCUUAGACAUGGCUGCUAUUGACCAACAACAUGUUAUGAAUAUGCUCGAAGCGUUUUCGUUUUCGGAUAUGCAGUCAUCGGGAGGUGUUGUGCCACAGGGAGCUACAUUUAUGCCUCCCUUGACAAACGUCAUGGGUGCUCCCCAAAUGGGUCAAGUGGUACCUCAAUAUUCAAUGAGUAAUGAACCCUACGCAUCACAUAUUCUAAUUUCUAAUGCUUUACAGAUGCCAGUAUCGGCCAUUGGACCUCCAUCGACUCAUAGUCAUAUGAUGAUUGGAGGUGGUAAUGGGGCUCCGCCCUAUGAACCUCGUCCUCCAGGUUCUCUUGCUCCUGGUGGUCCUGUUAGUUCAGGAGAUGUACCGGGAGGCACAGGGCAAGCACAGAACCCGCAAGGAGCGAUUGCUCCCAGCACUGGCCUUUCUGCACCUGGUAAAAUUUUUUCUUUUUGUAGCGUUCCUUUCCAGUGUCCUCGAAGACCAAACCAUGGCAUAGAAGGGCGUUCUAUAGUUCUUCGGGCAAACCAUUUUGCGGUCCGGAUACCAGGUGGAAACAUUCAACAUUAUCUGGUUGAUGUGCAACCUGAUAAAUGUCCUCGUAGGGUGAACCGGGAGAUUGUUAACAGUAUGAUUCGUGCUUACGCAAGAAUUUUUAAUAACACUCGGCCGGUUUAUGACGGGAAGAAAAACAUGUAUACGCGUGAAUUACUUCCUAUCGGCCGUGAUCGAAUUGAGUUAGAAGUAACGCUUCCGGGCGACUCAAAUGUCGAGCGACAGUUUAGAGUGACUUUGAAGUGGAUGACUACGGUCUCUUUGUCAACUUUAGAGGACGCCAUGGAAGGACGCAUUCGUCCUGUACCUAUAGAGUCCGUUCAGGCAAUGGAUGUAAUUCUUCGCCAUUUGCCAAGUUUGAAAUAUACCCCUGUUGGACGAUCUUUCUUUUCUCCUCCCGUAAAUUCGCAACAGCACGGUCCGCAGCAUUCAGCACAGUAUCAUUCCGAGAGCAAACUAGGUGGAGGGCGUGAAGUUUGGUUUGGAUUUCACCAAAGCGUUAGGCCGAGUCAGUGGAAGAUGAUGCUUAAUAUUGAUGUUUCCGCGACUGCUUUUUAUCGCUCAAUGUCUGUGAUUGAAUUUAUCGCGGAGGUUUUGGAGCUUCCGGUUCAAGCACUCGCUGAACGCCGCGUUCUUUCUGAUGCACAACGUGUAAAGUUUACAAAGGAGAUUCGUGGGUUAAAAAUCGAAAUUACUCACUGUGGUCAAAUGCGGAGGAAAUAUCGAGUUUGUAAUGUCACAAGAAGGCCAGCACAGACUCAAACUUUUCCCUUGCAACUGGAGACUGGACAGUCUAUUGAGUGUACCGUAGCCAAGUAUUUUUAUGACAAAUAUCACAUGCAGUUGAAAUACCCACAUUUGCCUUGUCUGCAAGUAGGACAGGAGCAGAAACACACAUAUCUUCCACCUGAAGUUUGCAACAUUGUUGCCGGUCAGAGGUGUAUCAAAAAGUUAACUGAUACCCAGACAAGUACAAUGAUAAAGGCUACUGCACGUUCUGCUCCAGAGCGGGAGCGGGAGAUCUCGAAUCUUGUAAGGAAGGCUGAAUUUAACUCAGAUCCAUUUGCUCAUGAGUUUGGCAUUGCGAUCAACCCGUUAAUGACAGAGGUGAAAGGUCGUGUAUUAAAUGCACCUAAGUUAUUGUAUGGUGGCCGUACAAAAGCCACAGCAUUGCCCAAUCAAGGUGUGUGGGAUAUGAGGGGGAAGCAGUUUCACACUGGAGUUGAAGUCAAGAUUUGGGCAAUAGCGUGUUUUGCGCAACAACAACAUGUUAAAGAAAAUGAUCUUCGCAAUUUCACAACACAACUGCAAAGAAUAUCUAACGAUGCAGGCAUGCCUAUUAUGGGCCAACCUUGUUUUUGCAAAUAUGCUGUUGGCGUUGAUCAAGUGGAGCCUAUGUUCAAGUAUUUGAAACAGACCUUCGUGGGGAUUCAACUGGUUUGCGUGGUUCUGCCUGGAAAGACUCCAGUUUAUGCGGAAGUAAAACGAGUUGGUGAUACAGUGUUAGGAAUUGCAACCCAAUGUGUGCAGGCGAAGAACGUCAUCAAAACUACUCCGCAAACACUUUCAAAUUUAUGUUUAAAAAUGAACGUGAAACUUGGUGGUGUUAAUUCAAUUCUUCUUCCUGCAGUUAGGCCUCGUAUAUUUAAUGAACCAGUCAUAUUUCUGGGUUGCGACAUAACACAUCCUCCAGCGGGCGAUGCCAGAAAGCCAUCUAUUGCUGCCGUAGUUGGGAGCAUGGAUGCUCAUCCAUCACGGUAUGCUGCAACAGUACGGGUGCAGCAUCAGAGACAAGAAACAAUAAGUGAUCUUGCUAUGAUGGUUCGGGAGUUGUUGGUACAGUUCUAUCGUAAUACUCGUUUCAAGCCCACCCGUAUUAUUGUAUAUCGUGAUGGAGUUCUCCAACACGAAUUGAGAGCGAUGCGAGAUGCGUGUAUGAUGCUAGAAAGAGGUUACCAACCAGGAAUAACUUUUAUUGCUGUUCAGAAACGACAUCACACUAGACUUUUCGCUGUCGAAAAGAAGGAUCAGGUGGGAAAGGCCUAUAACAUUCCGCCGGGGACAACUGUCGAUGUUGGGAUUACGCAUCCCACUGAAUUCGAUUUUUACUUGUGUUCGCAUGCUGGGAUACAGGGUACUUCACGUCCGUCUCAUUACCAUGUGCUGUGGGAUGAUAACAGUCUUACUGCUGACGAGUUGCAGCAGCUUACUUACCAGAUGUGCCAUACGUAUGUUCGUUGUACUCGUUCGGUUUCUAUUCCCGCCCCUGCUUAUUAUGCUCAUCUUGUUGCAUUUCGGGCUAGAUAUCAUUUAGUAGAUCGAGAUCAUGACAGUGGAGAGGGAUCGCAGCCUUCCGGUACUAGUGAGGAUACUACGCUUAGUAACAUGGCUCGUGCUGUGCAAGUACACCCAGAUGCCAACAGUGUCAUGUAUUUUGCUUAG
Molecule: messenger RNA, 3036 nt
Organism: Enterobius vermicularis (human pinworm)
Lineage: Eukaryota; Metazoa; Nematoda; Chromadorea; Rhabditida; Oxyuridae
Source: the annotation of a GenBank genome assembly